This is a messenger RNA of Salvia splendens (bonfire salvia), 843 nucleotides long. RefSeq lists its product as uncharacterized. The record is from RefSeq and is a predicted model, not a curated record. Gene Ontology annotation, molecular function: catalytic activity. Bases 1 to 843 code for a protein of 280 amino acids. NCBI's taxonomy places the organism in Eukaryota, Viridiplantae, Streptophyta, Magnoliopsida, Lamiales, Lamiaceae. The transcript is spliced from 2 exons.
AUGUCUUCUCACUUCAUGAUCUGGAAUGCCCAGGGGAUAGCGAACGCUACUACCCAAGGCACUUUCAAGAAUAUGAUAGAUAUGUACAGUGUUUUGUUUGCCGCGGUGCUUGAGCCCCAGACGGAUCCCCAGCCUUCUUUCUUUAGUAGGCGAUUUGGGUUGCAGUUUAGGUGUUCGAACACAAACGGCAAGAUUUGGAUCUUCUCUCACAGGGACUGGCAGGUCGAGGUCAUUGACGACUCUGAGCAGGUCCUUCACGUCCGAGUUUCUGCUGCGAUAUUCCCUUUUUCAAUCUAUCUCUCUGUAGUGUAUGCUAAGUGCUCGAGGGAGGGGAGAUACGAUCUGUGGAAUAAGCUCAAGGACAUCUCUCUAGCCACUGACGGGGCCCCCUGGCUUGUUGGUGGUGACUUCAACAUCUUCUUGUUGGAGGAAGAGAGACAGGGCAGCACGACAGACAGGCACGGAGAAAUGAUGGACUUCGCCGACGCCGUAGCCGACUGCCAGCUACUAGACCCAGGCUUUGAUGGCCCACCGUUCACAUGGACGAGGAGUGGGCUCUGGGAGAGAUUGGACAGAGUUCUUCUUGGGGAGCACUGGACGACCGCCUUUGCGGCUACUAGGGUGACUCAUUUGCCUAGGAUCUCCUCAGAUCAUGCCCCUUUGCUUGUGCGGUGCCAGCUCACGGCUCAGAUUCCGAAGCCUUCGUUUAGGUUUCAGAACAUAUUAAGCAUGCCGAAGAAGCCCGUCUCCGCCGUCCAGCAGGAGACAGACUCUCACGUCAGAGGAGGACAUCAGACAGUCGGCGGUUGGCUUCUUCCAGCCGCUGCUCACGACAGACGUUGA